This is a messenger RNA of Geodia barretti, 761 nucleotides long. The record is from the annotation of a GenBank genome assembly. Lineage: Eukaryota; Metazoa; Porifera; Demospongiae; Tetractinellida; Geodiidae.
UAGGUAUUACACUAGCUACAAACUUCCCCCCAAAAACAUGGAUCCAGAAUACGACUACCUUUUCAAAAUUGUUCUCAUAGGAGACAGCGGGGUUGGGAAGUCCAGCAUCGUCAAACGAUACGAAGAGGAGAUUUUCAUCUCGACAACCUGCCCACUAUUGGUGUCGACUUCUGCAUCAAAACACUGCAAGUGGAUCUCAAUGCAGUGAAGCUCCAGAUAUGGGACACGGCUGGCCAGGAGAGGUUUAGAACCAUCACACAGAGCUACUAUCGUAGUGCAGACGCCAUCGUCCUUGUCUACGACAUCAGUUCACUGGACACCUUCCGCAGCCUUCCAGAAUGGCUGGAAGAGAUUGAGAGAUACGCCGGGAAGCAGGUGUACCGCGUACUCAUUGGGAAUAAGAGUGACCGCAUAGAUCGUGAAGUCCUGACUAAAUCAGGAGAGGAGUUUGCUCGCGAGCGUGGCGUCCCCUUCAUGGAGACAUCGGCUAAGAACUCGAGCAACAUUGACCAGCUAUUCUCCCAGCUGGCCAAGUCUUUGAGGGAUAUUCACAAGGAAGAGAAGUUGAGGAAUCCAAGCUACUACGGUGGAACCAGCCUGAGGCCAACCACUGUUGCACUCACAAGGACCGACAAGAAAAAGAGAGGACUAACAUGCUGCACAUAAAUCGUUGUCAUCUAAUCCAUCUCGAUGAUUUAAUACAUUGAAAAGUCAGAAGAAAGUUGUCGAAUUGCGCAGGCGCAUCACUAGCUGGACUAUAC